AUGGAUCGUCUCAAACCCCAACCUCGUCGUCGCGAUCCUCGCGCUCAAUCUCCCAGCGAGUCUUCCUCCGAUGAACUCGCCGCAGGCUCCGAUCACGAUGAAGCUGAACGCCGCCGAGCCAGCUGGACCCUGCAAAAGGGCUUUACUCCGCAGCGUCCGCAGAAGUCUGGACGUCACUACAGCGAGUCUGAAAGCCCCGAUGAACUAGCCGUCGAUGCCGGCGAGUAUUGGCGUUCCUCGCGCACGCGCAACCGCCACCGAAGCCCUUCCCCGAUUACUCGCGCCAGCAGCCACGACGAGGAAUCUCAGCGCGGAUCAGAUGAGCUCCCCGAAGACAAUUCAGUUGACUCGGAUGAGGACCAGGCCCGUGAAGCCGAGGACUGGUCUAAUCGUUCUGCCACUCCUGUUGCGCCUCCGCUACCCCCCAAGCCUGAACAUCUGAACUACAAAGAGAAGUUUGUUAUGCGCGGCCACUUGCGUGGAGUAUCUGCUGUGCAAUUCUCGCCAGAUUGUUCAAUGAUUGCUAGUGCGGGUGCCGAUGCAGCUGUCAAGGUCUGGGAUACCGCAUCUGGUAGACUCAUUCACACCUUUGAGGGACAUUUGGCUGGUAUCUCUACUCUUGCCUGGGCUCCUAACGGCGAAUGGAUUGCCACUGGCUCUGACGAUAAAACGAUUCGUUUUUGGAACGUGAAUACUCUCAAGGCACAUACUAAGGUCUUUGAUGGCCACCACAAUUACGUGUAUCAAAUCGCAUUCGCUCCGAAGGGCAACAUUCUUGUUAGUGGUUCCUAUGACGAGGCCGUCUUCAUGUGGGAUGUGCGCCGAGCACAAGUGAUGCGCUCCCUUCCAGCCCAUUCUGACCCAGUCGCCGGCAUCGAUGUUGUGCAUGACGGAACUCUCAUUGUGUCCUGCGCUCUGGAUGGUCUCAUUCGUAUCUGGGACACCCAUAGCGGCCAGUGUCUCCGUACCCUCGUGAUGGAAGACAACCCACCUGCAACUUGUGUGAAGUUCUCUCCCAAUGGCAAGUAUGUCUUAGCCUGGACCCUUGAUGGCUGCAUCCGCAUGUGGAGCUACGUCGAGAGCCGCGUCCUCAAGACAUUCCAAGGACAUGUCAACACGAAAUACAGCUUGUCGGGAUGCUUUGGUACUUACGGCUCUCCUGAUGUGAACUACCAGCCACCUUUAUGUUUUGCUGUCAGCGGUAGCGAGGACGGUGCCAUUAUUUUCUGGGACAUUGUCAGCAAACAAAUCUUGCAGCGCCUCGAUGCUCACUCAGAUGCCGUUCUCGGUGUUCACACGGGCACGUUACGCGGCAAGCGUAUGCUUGUGAGCUGCGGACUGGACAAAACUGUCCGGUUGUGGGAAGAGGUAGGUGAAGAUGGAUUCGAGUCUAAUGAAGACGCGCUCGGCGAGGAUGCUACCCCUACUCCCGAGUCCCACUCGCAAAACAACACCCCUGCGCAUGAUGCAGAUGGCGAUGAUGCUAUGACCGAUGCAUCUGCUGUGCCCUCUACUGCCACCACUCCGGCGGAAGAUGUGACGAUGACAUGA
Molecule: messenger RNA, 1551 nt
Organism: Penicillium paradoxum
Lineage: Eukaryota; Fungi; Ascomycota; Eurotiomycetes; Eurotiales; Aspergillaceae
Product: WD40 repeat domain-containing protein
Exons: 3
Coding region: 1-1551 (516 amino acids)
Molecular function (GO): protein binding
Source: RefSeq, a predicted model, not a curated record